This is a messenger RNA of Apis cerana (Asiatic honeybee), 2193 nucleotides long. RefSeq names its product ras-associated and pleckstrin homology domains-containing protein 1. Lineage: Eukaryota; Metazoa; Arthropoda; Insecta; Hymenoptera; Apidae. The record is from RefSeq and is a predicted model, not a curated record.
AUGUCGGAUCAUCCUCUCUCCCCGCAGAGGACGAGCACAUCUCCGCUCGGAAUCGAUGGAUCGAUCGUGCAAGUCUCGGACCGAAGGAACAGGGGCCCUUUGUCGAUCAUCUCUUCUGAACCGAAGGGUGUAGGAAAAAUAAGGGAGCUACGAUUGGGCGAUCCUGAUUGUGGCGAGGGUCCACCCGAUUGGCACGAUCAGAAGAGCCCUUGCCAUCCACCAGAGGGCCCCUGUACACCCAUGGAACCACCGGGCUAUCCCUCGAAACCGAAGCCGGAGAGGAAGCCGUUUUGCGCGAAACACGAUCGAAUCAUCCCGUUCCUGAGGCCGUCCUUCAAGUUCUCCAUCGCGGCGAUUGGCAAUUUCCGAGCCAAAAGCCCGUACUGUCUGGGAUCCUCCUUUCUCCAUGGCUGGAAUUUGGCGUCUUUUUCGAGGACACGUUACGAUAGCUACGCCUUCGCGAGAAACUUUAGCACUCUUCUCCCGCCGUGGCAGCCAGGAACAACAGUUUGUCUGUCGAAAGAAUUGUCGAGAUAUCUGCGACAAGAGCAAACGAGGUUCUUUCGAGAGGACGCGAUCCUUAUGACCAAGACGAAGGAGAGGAAACCGUGCGUGCCAUGCGAUAAACGUCCUCCCCAAUCGAAAGUGCCUUGCAAACGACCGUAUCAACGAGAAAAGCCUUGUCCACCGCCGCAGAAGUGUAUACCACCCCUUCCACCGUGUUGUCGUAAACGACCGGUGAACCCAAAGUGUCCCAUCCAACCACCAUCUCCGUGUCCGCCUCCUUGCCCGAUGCCAUGCCCGAAAGUCGAGGAAGUCGAAAAACCUCCACAGAUCAAAAUAUGCUAUCGAAAGUGUCCCUUACCUCCGAAAUUACCCAGACUUCCGAAAUGUCCCAAGCUUCCUGUUCCACCGCCACCUCCGGAGCUACCUAAACUGCCCAAACUACCCAAGUGUCCGCGUCCUUGUCCGCCGCCUCCUGCGCCAAAACCGCCCAAGUGUCCAAAGGUACCCAAGCUCGAAUGCCCACCUCAAAAGGAAUGUCCACCGCCACCACCCUGCGAGCCUUGCCCUUGUCCACCACCCUGUCCGCCACCAUGUUGUCCACCUCCGCCACCUUGUCCACCCUGUCCAGUACCGAUGCCGUGCCCCAAGCCUCUUCCUUGUCCGCCACCACCCCCGCCUAAGAUCUGUCCACCAUGUCCACCAUGCGCGGAAUGUCCGCAACCUCCUCCUUGUCCACCCCCGCCACCGUGUUGCCCUUGCCCUUGUCCUAAACCACCUCCACCUCCUCCAUGCCCCAAACCUUGUGUAAAACAAGCCAAACAAUCUGACAACCCGAUCGGGUGUCCCAAAGGUGUCCCGUCUUGUUCUAAAUCUUUCAACCCUAAGAGGAGCCAAAAAAGCAAGAAUAUGAAGAAAAGAAGUUUGUCCACGUAUCACGCUCCAUCUAAAUUUCUCUCUCGAAGAAUCGUUCCUCGAAGAAAGUUCCACGUGUUUUCGAUGCUGUCCGAGGAUAAAAAGGAUAAAAAGGAUAAAAAGGACAAAAAGGAUAAAAAGGAUAAAAAGGACAAAAAGGAUAAAAAGGAUAGCUGCACGAAAAUGGCAGAUAUCUGUGAACAGCAAAAAGACGAAUGUGUUAUAACACCUUGCGAGAAGGAGAAAAAGAAGAAGAAAGAUGUGUGCGAAGGUAGAACGAUGGUAAAGUUACAAAAAAAGAAGGAGCACAAGGAGAAGGAGGAGUGUGUAGAGAAAUGCAUUCCACGGGGAAAAUGUGAAUUGCCCGAUUCUCCUAAACCACCGAAGAUGGAAUACGGGCCCAUGGAUUGUCCACCUCCGAAGUUUGCCAAGCCCAAACCUUGUCCAGAUGUCCCGGAAUCCAAAUUUGAGUACUUACCUCCGUGCGAGGAUCGCGUGAAAAAGAAGAAGCAAACAUGCACGCCACCGCCUCUUCCGAAACCACCCACGGAACCGGUAAUACUUUGUCCCUGUCCAGCUCCGCCUAAGUUGCCCGCUGGACCGUGCCCCUGUUACGAUUUUAAGAAGCCAAAGUUAGCCAAACCAAAAUUCCCACCAUGUCCGAAGAAGGAAAAGUACGUCUGUCCGCAUGAAUCUACUUUAUGUCAAUUCGAUCCGACUUGUACAAGGAAGCCGACCUGCGAUCUUGACAAGAGGAAGAAGAAAAAGAAAUAG